GCGUGGAACGCAAAGGCGAUGAAGGAAAGAAGAAGAGUUAGGGUUGAGUCGUCUGAUUCUGAUUCAGCUGUGAGUGUGCCAAAAGGUAAAUGGUAAUGCCAUUCCCUCCCAUUGCCACCACCAUCACCGAUCACUCUCCUCUCUCUCCCUAAUUAAAACAAAAUAGAAAAAUUAAAAUAAAGAAAAAAGCGUCCACUAAGGUUGAGGCACGUCACCCAUCUCUCCCUUCACCUCGCUCAUCUCAAAUCCAUGCUUCGGAAUUAGGGUUUCCAUUUGGAUUUUGUUCUUCUGCUCUGUUCUGCUCAGCUCUGCUCACUCCCUUAAGGGGAAACGGGGAAAGGGAAAGGGAUAAGGAUGAGGGUUUGGGGAUCGGAGAUCGUCUUCGCCGUGUUGCUCUGUGGGACCCUCUCUUCCACCGCUCAACCGCAUCAUCAUAGGUUUUCUCAUACCACCACCACCGCCACAGUCUGUCCCGUUCAUUCCCUUCUCGAUUUCGUCUUAGGGUUUCCAGAUUCCACAUGCCCUCUUCCCGAUUCUCUUGGAUCCAUUGCCGUCACCGAGGGAGAUGAGGUUUCUUUGCAGAAGGCGCUGAAUAUGGUUCACAAGAAUAAUCACGAGUAUGUGGCUGUGCUCUUCUAUGCGUCGUGGUGCCCUUUCUCGCGCGUGUUUAGACCGGUUUUCUCCGUACUCUCUGCACUGCACCCUUCCAUUCCUCAUUUUUCUAUUGAAGAAUCCUCGGUUAGGCCGAGGUUUGUCAUACUGUCCAAAUAUGGUGUCCAUGGUUUCCCUACACUGUUCAUUUUGAAUUCUACCAUGCGGGUUCGGUACCAUGGUUCUCGGACACUUGCUUCGCUCAUUGGUUUCUACAAUGAUGUUACCGGGAUUAGGAUUGAUUCACUCGAUCAACUAUCACUUGAGAAAAUUGGUCGUUCUUCCACUGAUAAAAGUCAUGGUAACACCGAGCCAGAAAGUUGUCCAUUUUCAUGGGCUAGAUCUCCAGAAAAUUUACUGCGGCAGGAAACGUAUUUGGCUCUGGCCACUACGUUUGUGGUUUUGAGAUUACUAUACUACUUUUUUCCUACGCUGCUUAUAUGUAUUCAAUUUGCUUGGAGAAGGGUCAUCCAAAAUAUUAUAUUAGGGAGCUUACUGGAGCAUCCUUUGAUUUAUUUGAAGCGGCUAAUACAGUCUUUUAACUGCUUGAAAGAGCCGUGCAAGAGAAGUAAUCUGCAGGAAGGAGCAAUGAAUGCUAGAGCAUGGGCAUCCAAGUCCCUAGCCACCGUUUCAAUCGGAGAGGAAAGUAGCAGCCGCGGGAUGCACCAAUGAGUUGAUUUUACCUAGCGGAUGUCCUUGAAAUAUUGGAGAUUUGAAUAUACCCUAUGAAAGUCUUGGCUGCAAGUUCUGCCAUGUACUUUUCUUUCAUGAUCUUCUCUUCUCACCCUUGGAUCUUGUGCUUAGUGAGGUCAAUUAUGUUACUGAAUAAUGUAAUCGACCCUUAAAUGUCCAAUAUGAUCAAGAAAUACUUCAUUCAGCAUUCUUGAAGAUUGAGACUUACAUGUGUAUAGUUUAAAUGUAGCAACUCGAGCUGAAAUCUGCAAUUCUUUGACUUGUAGGUUUUCUUGAAGGUCAAAUCUUUUGAUCAUCAGUUCAUAAAUUUAUUUUUGUUGGGAAUGAAAUUAUUGUAAAUCCCGCAUAAUACUUAUUUUGAUGCAUUGUUGAUGUACUCGGUGCGUGUUAUUUGUAGUUCAAAAAUAAUAAGAUUGGUGGUAAGCUGAUUAAAUUGUCA
Molecule: messenger RNA, 1783 nt
Organism: Vigna umbellata (rice bean)
Lineage: Eukaryota; Viridiplantae; Streptophyta; Magnoliopsida; Fabales; Fabaceae
Source: RefSeq, a predicted model, not a curated record